CGGACCCAACCCCCGAGCGAGCAUGGCAGCCGCAGUGACGGCGGCUCCGCCGCCGGCCAUCGCCACCACGCUCUCCACCCUCCUCCGCCGCAGCAAGAACUGUAUCCAUUCCCUCCAGGCCUCUCAUAGGAGAUGCAUCUACUCAGACGUGGUUGCGGAGCCUGCGCCGGCGCCGCCGCCGCCAAGCCGGAGGGGAGGCCACGCCGGGACGCGCCUGGAGGAGGCCGUGCCGGCCGGGGAGGGUAGGUCGCGGGUGGACGCGUGGAUCUCCGCGCGGCUGGGCGGCGGGGGCGUCAGCCGCGCGCGCGUGCAGGCCAGCAUCCGCGCCGGCCUCGUCGCCGUCAAUGGCCGCCCCGUCUCUAAGGUUUCGCAUACGGUGAAGGGAGGGGACACGGUCAGCUGCACAGUGUCGGACCUAACACCACUGAAGGCAGAAGCGGAGGACAUUCCGCUGGACAUUGUUUACGAGGAUGAGCACCUUCUUGUCGUUAACAAACCGGCUCAUAUGGUUGUUCACCCAGCACCAGGGAAUGCAAAUGGCACCUUAGUCAAUGCUAUUCUUCACCACUGCAAGAUUUCAACUUUUACCUGUUUAGCACGUAACUCCAUUGAUGAUGAGUGCCCUGAAUCUUCGGACGAUGAUGUUGACGUAUUUGAUGUUGACCAAUUUACUAUUGAUGACGUAAGUUCAGAGGUUCGUGAAGCUAUUGUGCGCCCUGGUAUCGUGCAUAGGCUUGAUAAAGGGACAAGUGGACUGCUUGUUGUAGCUAAGGAUGAGCAUUCUCAUGCCCAAUUAGCAGAACAAUUCAAGCUACAUACAAUAAGCAGGGUAUACCUCAGUCUUACUUGUGGUUUACCUAGUCCAUAUUCUGCGAGAAUUGAAGUGCCUAUAUCCCGUGAUCCAAACAACCGGAUACGUAUGGUUGCUGCUCCUGGAUCAGGCCACAGAUAUGCAAAGGAUGCUGCUAGUAGGUAUAAAGUAAGAGAGGUAUUUUGUGGUGGUGGAUCUGCACUUGUAGAGUGGAGAUUGGAGACAGGGCGCACUCACCAGAUCCGAGCACAUGCAAAAUAUCUAGGGAACCCCCUACUUGGUGAUGAAACAUAUGGAGGUACGAAAAGCAUGGCAUUGUCACUUCUGAGACCCAAAACUCCUUCAAAAUAUCAUGCUGAUCUUUCAAGUCUGAUAUCAAAGAUAGACAGGCCAUGUCUCCAUGCUGCAUUGCUUGGCUUCAAGCAUCCUCAUUCUGGAAAGGCACUUGAAUUCUCGUGCCCCCCUCCAGAUGAUUUUACCGAGGUACUUGAUGAACUGCGUCGUGUUACACCGACAAGUGAUGGCCAAGAUAGUGAUGGUGUUGCUCAAUUUUCUGAUUAACGCGAAUGGAGAAUACACAAAAUGCUGCUCAGGAUAUGAUAUGUUUUGCCUGGAUGUAUCCAGACUCAUGCCAUCUUGGAGUGAGUGACCAAACUGACGGACAGGUUGUGAAGCUUUUUAGCAUGUUCGACGAGAGAUUAGGACUACACAAGGAGGCCACGAGAGAGAAGCUUCAAGAAUUUUGACAAGAUUUGGAAAUGUAGUUUUAGCACUCUUUUUUCUAUGUUUAAGGAACCUAAGAAAAUACAUAUUUAAUGUUGAAAGCAUUUUAGCAUAAUUAGAUGUGUGUGAUGUACAGAGAUGUAAAAUACACUGAAUCACAAUGUUUUUGAUUUACAUCAAGACGCUGCUUGUUGGAUUUCAA
Messenger RNA from Lolium rigidum, 1736 nucleotides. Its product is annotated as RNA pseudouridine synthase 2, chloroplastic-like. The record is from RefSeq and is a predicted model, not a curated record. Gene Ontology annotation, biological process: pseudouridine synthesis. Gene Ontology annotation, molecular function: RNA binding; pseudouridine synthase activity. The transcript is spliced from 7 exons. Bases 23 to 1372 code for a protein of 449 amino acids. Lineage: Eukaryota; Viridiplantae; Streptophyta; Magnoliopsida; Poales; Poaceae.